Molecule: messenger RNA, 2476 nt
Organism: Leptopilina heterotoma
Lineage: Eukaryota; Metazoa; Arthropoda; Insecta; Hymenoptera; Figitidae
Gene: Kr-h2
Product: Krueppel homolog 2
Exons: 6
Coding region: 338-1093 (251 amino acids)
Biological process (GO): membrane organization; endoplasmic reticulum tubular network organization
Cellular component (GO): membrane; endoplasmic reticulum
Source: RefSeq, a predicted model, not a curated record
ACUAAAAACACUAGUUAACCUAUCUUUGGAUGGACAUCCAUCUAUCGGUCUGUUGUCAGAUGCUUGACUUUCAAAAUAUAAAACUCAGCAGUAGUCAUCAGCUGCAGUUGAAGUGAAACACUUAUAAGUGAAAAAGCGAAAGCGGUGAAUCAAAUAUUUUCCCAUUAAUAAGCAAUAAGCGGAAAGUUCAUAGCAGUUAAUGGUGCAUAUGCUGUGGGGAAAUUCAUGUGAUACAAGUUGAAAAAACUUUUUAAAAACACAAAAAGUAUAUAAUUAUUUGACGAGCCUUUUUCAAAAAGUGAAACAUUUAUAACCUAAAAAUUGCUCAUUUCCAAGAAUGGCAGAACCAACAACUACAACACAACCUGAGAGAGGAUGGCCAAAUUUAAAACAACAUGUGGUUGAACACAAAAUUGAAGUUGGAUUAUGGGCAUUGAGACUACUUGCUAUACUUUUCACAAUAGCGUAUUUCAUUCCUAUAUUUGGAAAUCCGUACAAUGUAUAUUAUAAGGCGUUAAUUAGUAAUUCAGCAAUCAAUGCAUUGAGACUGCAUCAACGAAUGCCACCUAUUCAAUUUUCAGCGGCAUUUUUUGCAGAGCUGUGUUUAGAAGAUUCAUUCCAUUAUUUAUUCUAUGCGUCAAUAUUCCUCUACGCUUCACCAAUAGCGUUGGUUCUCAUUCCCAUAUUUUUAUUCGCUUUACUUCACUUCUCGAGUUACUCUCUCACACUGCUCGACUGUAUAGGUCAAAAUCGCAUGUGGGCAGCGCGAUUGAUGAUCUCCCUGGUGGAAUUUCAAUCAGGCAACAUUUUACGAUUCAUUGCACUGACUGAAGUUAUUUUAAUGCCAAUCACAAUCUUUUUAGUCUUCUCAGGACGUGCCGGAUUAUUAACGCCAUUCAUCUACUAUCACUUUUUGAGAUUACGUCUCAAUUCGAGACGAAAUCCCUACACACGCAACGUUUUUUACGAAAUUAAGAAUUCAAUUAGUAUUCUUGCUGCAAAACCAUCAGUACCUCCAAUUAUCAAGCGUAUUUUAAGUUAUUUCUUGCAUUUCCUUCAAAUGAUGGAACCCGUGCGUCAACAACAACAAUAAUGCGACAAAAAGAGAAAAGAGAAGAGAAUUUUUGUAAAUUCAUUUUUUGAGGAACGAUUAUUAAAAAAUCUCAAAUACAAUUUUAAAAGUGUUCCUUGAUCGUGUUUUUAGGUAUAUUAUAUAUAUAUAAAUAAUUAUUAUAAUGUCUGUGAGAAAUGUCAAGGAUUUUUAUACGUGAUGUCUUAAACUUAAGCCACAAAAAAAAUUGUUAUAGACAUUUCACGUGAUGUGAUACUUGCACGUUUCAAUUAACAAGACACUGAUAUAAAUCAAUGCUGUUUGCAUUAAGCUACCAAUAUUUUUAUUCUCUUAUUUUUUCAACAAUUAAUUUUUUUUUAAAAUAAUUUUAUGUUCUUAAAUCGAACGUUCGAAUGAGUGGAUUUUUAUUACAAAAGUUUAUUUUAUUUGAAUUUUAUUACAUUCUUUUUGCAAUAUUCUUUUUAAAAAAAUUAAUUCUCAACUAAGAAAAUGUUUAAUUUACAUUAUUUUUUAUUUCAAUUUCAUAAUUAAUAAAUUAAAAAAUAUUUCCUUCAUUUGAGCGUUCAAUAAUUUAGAGAAAUAUUUUGUGAAUACGUUAGUAAAGUUCCCAAUGUUUAAGAAUCUACGAUUUGAAAGAAAAAGUAUUUUUCUACUCACCUUUUUAUUCAAAAAUUUUUUUUACGUUUUUUAAUCAACAAAUUAAAUAAAGAAAAAUUUGUAAAUCAAAAAUAUUAUUUUCUGGGUAAAAAGUAUUUUUCUUCCAAUUGUUUAUUAUAAACGUUGUGAACUUCUCCCACGUUGAAUAAUAGCCUUGAUUAGAUAGAAAUUUCAAGAGAAGAAAGAAAUUUUUUCACUAAAAAAAGAUAAAAAUUGUCAAAAGUAUUUUGUUGGAAAAUUUUAUCUUUUUUCGCUUGUUAUUAAAUUAAUUAAAAUCAUUCAUUUAAGAGGGGAAAUGCAGAUUUUUAUUUUCUAACCCGCAUAUUAACAUUCACUCUUCAAAAUAAUAAUUUUUUCUAUUUAUACGAAGAGUAAAUAUUAAUAAAAAUAUUUUAUUUUUUCCUCUAAAUUACAUUUUGUUAAUAAUUAUUUUACUAUUUGAAAGCGUUUAAGUAAACGUGAUUUAUUAAAAGCUAAUUAUUGCGCUAGAUUUAAAAAAAAAUUGUUUAAAUUAAAAUCAUAAAAAUAAAAAAAAAUAAUGUCUGUCCAACUGAUCUUUCCUACUGUUGCUAAUUGUAAUAAAUAAACAUUAGAGCAGACAGUUUGGUAUUCUUUUUUCAAGGAGCAAUUAAUAUUGGAUAGCUUUUGUAAACUAGUAUAUUUAGUAAUAAUGAAUUCAUUGUUAUUGACGAAAGUGUGUGAAAGAAUUUUGCAUAAUAUUUUUUUGUUCAAGAAAUUCAAACAUUA